UAUCCCCUGAAGGCUCAUGAACACUCCUCACAUUAUUAUGUGUAUGAAGUUUACGUGAUCUCAGGCUGUACAGACCAUUAUAAACAGAAGACGUGUGCGUGAAUGGAAGGUGUACCUAAGGUUACAGCUCGCGAUAUUUCGAUUCAGGGGACUGAUGACUUUUAACUUGUCAAAAGAAAAACUUCAGAUGUUGUUUAUAUAAGGACCGAAGACCUCAAACCAUAUCCGACGGCUCUAUUCUGCUUUAUUACAAAUUGCGAUGCCGUUUUCUAUAACUUGGUUUCGUAUUUCUAAGUAAACAAAACUAACUUUCCAACAGUGAAGGUGUGGAUCGUGGAGCUCAGCAUGGAUCAUCAGACGCGUUUGAACACAGACUUUUACGUUUAUAAAGUCGUGCAGGGUGUUGGGAUUAUGUGGCGGAGAUUUAGUAAACCUUACCGUACUGAAUGUAUUUGACUGCACUCGGAUGAAGUCAUGAGCCGUCGAGUGAUCAUCCUGUCUGGACUGAUUUGUCUCUGUAUGACACGGUGUUGUCCUUCCAGCCUGACACACUGCGACAAUGGCAAGACAAAUCUGGUCACAGACCUACCAGGACCUGACGAGCUUUUGUGUCAAGAGCUUUGGCCACAGUCACAGACGAAUAUGCCUGAUAUUGACACAAAACAUACUAUAAAGGCUGUUGGUCACAUCUGUAUGGAGACACCCAUAAUAUACAAUGACCGCAUACCCACCCAUGGUCCUUACCGGCCUGUUGAGGCAGAGAGUGGAGAGUAUCUUUACUGCCCUCCUCAGCGAUGGCUACACAACCUCAAAAAUGGAGCGCUGGUGUUUCUGUAUCACCCGUGUGUCUCAGCGGAAGCUCGCAGGAGUUUGACGGGGCUGGCUCGCUCGUGUCUGUCUCAUUACAUCCUCACACCUCACCCCUGGCUCAGCCAACACAGACCUUUAGCGGUGGUCUCGUGGGGUCGCUCACUAGAGAUGUCUCGCGUCACGCUGGGGGUUUGUGAUUGGUUGUUUGCCAUUUCCUCCAAUAUUAGUCUGACUAAUAAAAGCCAAAGAGCAAAGUACAAUCUAUAUUUGACAAAACCAGCACCUAUGGACAAACCGGAGAACACCAGUCAAGAGAUGUCCAAAGUGGAGAGACUAAAGUUCCUUAAAAACUGCUGCAUGGAGACUCUCAGUCUCAUCGAGGUACAGAGGACCAGAGGGAGAACCAGGAAGAGCAGGAUGGUCAUCAAACAAUCCCUGGAAGAAGUGGAACUGAAAGAUGACGUCAAACCAGAAUCUGCUAAACUGAACCUUACAGACACACUACUACAAAAUCAUACAAAAAAGAUGGCCUCCUUCUCAGUGCUAACUGUUACACAAUCUCUCAGUUCUGCAAAGGACAAUUCAAAGACAACCGAGAAGCAGUUGCCACAAAAUAAUGUGACUGAAAGACAUGAAUCCCAAACAGACAGAAAGAAACCUAUGACAGAAAGUAAGAAGCAUCGCAUUAAGACUGACACAAAAGCUCAGAGGUCAGGAUCUGAAUGCGGGGAGCUUGGACAGUGUGGAAUCUCAGACUCCCCAAAGUCUCCUCAUUUAGGAGGGCCGCUGAGGGGCGAGAGGAUACCCAUACAACGUACAGAUGAGGCCGUGUGGGCAGCAGGCGCUUUGGGAUUCCUCUUAGUGCUUCUCACCCUGUCUGUGCUCCAUACACGCCUCUAUCGUCACUGGAGAUCUUCAACCAGUCUCUACUGGCGUGACGACCAGCAAGACUAUGAGAGUGUGGGUGACAUCAUCCGGCGGAGGCUUAGGAUGGUUGGCCGGAGGAAGAGGAGGACUAGCCAGAACAGAAGACGGGAAUGUCCACUUUUGUCUAACUCCAGCGAUGAGGAGAACUCUGACUAAUGGACAGGACUGGUGAAGAUACAAGAAAUCAUACAAACUGUUGGAAUAGUUGGCACUCAUGAAGUAAAUACGGACCUUUUUAUGAAGCUAAGGAUAGCUUUUGCCCACAUUCAGACAAUACUUCAAAAAGACAGUUUGUCUCUGGUAUUUCAUAUAGUGACAGUUAAGUGAUAAAGGUUAAUCAUUUUAUUUCUGCAGUUUUCUAACAUUUAGUUUCAACAUUUACACAUCGUGUAUCUUGUGUGUUGCAUUGUCUAUUGUUGUUAUAGCAUACUGGUAAAUUAUAGCCGUGAUGAAAUGGAAGUAGUGACAAAUAAUAUUUUUCAUAUUGUGAUGUACAUCAAAGUGCAAUGCAUUAUCAAAAAAAAACUAGGGUAGGUACUUUAUUAUAUCCAUCAAUAGUUUAUUAGAUUUUGACAUAUGUGCAUUGCAUUCAAAAGUGAAGGCAGAAAGGCAUAUGUCACCAGAAGGACUAGUUUGGACUUUUCUUUUUUUCUUUUUUUUUUUUUUAAUGAAACAUGUUUAUGAAUUAAGUGCUGCACAAUAAGAUCACUAGCAUGCAUUUAGGAAAUCGAUGAUAGUGAAUUUCCAUUUCAUUCUGACUUGCAUGAAGGAAUGUGGAAUGUUUUGAUCACAUUACAGCAUUUGUUUCCUGCUUAGAUAUACAUUUGUCCCACUGUGCAUUUCUAAAAUGCAGUGAUCAUUUACUCACCCUCAUGUUGUUCCAAACCUGUAUGACAUUUUCUUCUGUGGAACACAAAAUACGAAAUUUUGAAGAAUGUCAGAACCCAUAUUUUAGUGACUAUUUAUUACAUUUCCGAAAAUAUCUUAUUUUAUUGUUUUAUGAAGGAAAAAAAGUCAAAUAGGGGGUGUUUUUUUGGUGAACUUAAUUUCCUUGCCGUUAAUAGUCUCUUAUGAUGAGCACGGAUGAAUAUGACGCAUACGGUAUUUUACUCUAUAGCCCCGUCUGUUGGUGAGAAUGACUGUGCUUUACGUGUCACGUGACUAGACACAAGGAGAUGGCAGUAGAGAGCUCUCCAGUACCACUGGCACUCUGUGAAUAGUUUAAAUUAUGUAACUCUGCUGGAAGUUGAGCAAAUGCUUUUUCAUGUGUAGCAUACUAAUUAUAUUGUUCAGAUCCGUACUAAAAUAGUGGAGAAGAAAAUAAAGACAUUAACUCAGAUCCUGUUUGGGCUAUAAACUACAUAUUUUGUAUUAAUAACCAUUGUUUGAGGUUAAAGGUGUAGGCCAAAAAUUAGUUAAAUGUAAUAAAUCUGCUAAUUUGG
Messenger RNA from Carassius auratus (goldfish), 3179 nucleotides. RefSeq names its product tumor protein p53-inducible protein 13-like. The transcript is spliced from 9 exons. The record is from RefSeq and is a predicted model, not a curated record. Gene Ontology annotation, cellular component: cytoplasm. The coding region runs from base 475 to 1893 and encodes 472 amino acids. NCBI's taxonomy places the organism in Eukaryota, Metazoa, Chordata, Actinopteri, Cypriniformes, Cyprinidae.